AUGGCCCUAUCGCGGACGUGGUGCCGCUUUGCCGCGACGACAUACCGACAGUCGAAGGUAAGUGAUCGUUUUCAGCUGUUGAUCACAAAGAAAGAGGUGGAGUGUGACUAUGUUGCCGUGGAUGCGACGGCACUUGUCGCAAUGGGGCUGCGUCUUGCCAAAAAUGUGACGACGGAGCAACGACGACACAAGGAAGUGGCGCGCCACGUGGCACAAACGCUGCAGCAGCUGCUCAAGAAGGUGCGCUGCAAGAAGUCACUUCUUAUCGCCAUGGAUGGUGCAGAGGCACUGUUGAAGGCAGAACGCACGCGGACGAGUAGUCUGACGCGGAAAGUCGAAGGUCGUCUUAUGCGCCUCCCGGGAACAGCCCUCAUGCAGGCAGUGGAGGAGCGUCUGGUGCGCAUGAUGCCAGAACGGCAAAUUGUGCCCGGGGAGGUUGUGUUCUCCGGCACAUGUGUUCAUGGAUGUGUGGAACAAAAGAUGUCUGCGUGGGCGUUGGACCUGGCGUCUCGCGAAACCUUUAACGGGAGCGUGGACUCACUUUGCUUCAUUGGCGCAUCCGAGUUGUAUCUGAAUGUGAUGGCCCUAUCCCCCUUCUACAACAUCACUAGUGUCGUGCAGAAUAACGCCGACUUGCGACAAAUGCGUCUACAGGACAUUCUUGAAUGGCUCGAGCUGGACAAGAAGGCGAAGGAAGGGGAGAGCGUCGCGAUAGCAAAGAUGCGUACAGACAUUCUUUUCUUAUUUCUUCUCGCUCACGGUGCCUCUGCGACGGAGCUCAACCCGAUUUCGGGUGUGGGCUUCCAAGAGUUGGUGGAGCGCUACAUGAGUAGUAUAACCGCCACGCCGACUCCCGACGCCACACCGUCACCGAGUGGCCACCAAGCGACAUCAUCUGCAUCUGCGGAAGGGUCGUUUUUGUUUGAAGACGUCUCUGGAAAUGCGCUUCGCCUAAAUGUUCCUCUUCUUUGCCGCAUACUGCAGAUGGUAGCCCGUAAGGAGGCGGUACCUCGAACCGACGCAGUAUCUGAGAUGCAUCUGGAGCACACGCUACAGACACACGCCAUGUUAUGCCUCGGUGGGACACCGGAGUAUGAUUACCUCCCCAUAAUGCCAUCGCCACCGCAAGCCCAUUCCUCGACCCCCACUUUGGUUCAAUUCGCAGGGCAUCUUAGCGCACUUUGCGGUACUUCGCCAUACCGCAUUGCUCGUUGUGCCGUGCCGCGUCUUAACGCCACGGGUUCAACUGAGAAGAAUGAACAGGCGCCGGAAAAACGCCCUCUGACGGCUGCAGAAUACACAAUUCUCUGUCAAUCUUUGCCAGCUACGGUGGAAAGUUUGAUUCAUCAAUAUGUUGGUGUCGCACCAAAGCCGGAUGUUGGCAAGACAAUCACCACAGCGAGCACGGCUGAGGCUCAUAGAAUUGUGAGAGAAGUUUUGUCAUAUGCUAAUCCCAUGAAACCAAACAAGUGUUUGUGUCUUUCCCCAUCGUAUUGCUGGCUGCAGAGUGAGAAGACGCAACUUUGGCGGUUUGAGUACGUUGAUGUUGGUGUCCGCAGUUAUCAGGGUGAGACGCGUCGUGAACGUAACGCUAUAAAAGGUAUGACGUUGGAAAUAAAUAUGUCUCGUGAUGGACCGUCGCACUUUGCACCCUCCAGUGGGACGUGGGAGCCAAUCGUGAACUUCCCAUGUGGAGCGGAGGGAGAAAAAGGAACGACAACAAACACAAUAAAAGGCACCGAAGCGACAGCCACGGCAUUACAGGGGAAGGAUUUAACAAAGAAGGAUACAGAAUCGCCACCAGCAACAGAAACGGCAACGGAAAAUGAAGUUAAAUUGGAAGCGACGGCGCAGAAAGAUGCUUCUGAUCCUGUGUUAACUCCUCACUCGGCGCGUAGUAGCAAAGAAGGAGGUCGAUCAUCCAACAAAAACCAGACGACAUUAAAGUUGCUUACGUGGAAUGUCAUGUUUGAUCGGUAUAGCGGAAAGCCAACCCCGUUGGGAAUGCCUGGUAUUGAUUGGUGUUCCCCGAAACGGUACCCCGUUCUCGCAAGGGUUAUUCAGCAAGAGGAUGCAGAUGUUGUAGGCAUGCAAGAAGUUGAACCCGUUUUCUGGGAAUUUCUUUCAAAACAGCCGUGGAUGCGCGAGAAUUAUUACUUCUCAUGCGGUUACACAAGUCCAUCUAUUUCACCUUGGGGUGUGCUCAUGCUCGUGCACCGCCGGCGAUUUCCAGUUCAAAGCAUUACAUAUCUUAAUGUUCCCGCGUGGACAAAUCACGUCUCUUUAAUGCCUGUUGUGUGUCUUCAGUUGCCACAUGGGCCCGUGCACGUGGCCGCUGCACAUCUUUUGGCCCCGUACACAAAAUCUCAUGAGACGGCACGUACCUCCCAAGAUUCCGCGUUGCGGCAUCACAUGUUAAAGACAUUGACUGGUGAUGUUGUGACGAUGGGCGACUUUAACGACUGGCCCACAAAUGAGUUUCUUAUGCCGGCGGAAUCACAAUACGUUGAUUGUUGGCCGCUUAUUUACCCACACGAUGCUGGAAAAACGAUGGACGAGACGAAUACAUUUUGCAAACUGAAGGUGGAAGAGAUGUUUUUUGGACGUUCGGAUAAAUUGUUUUUGCGCAGUCGUCGUCUUGCUCCGGUGGAGGGGCACCUUGUAGGCACUAAAAGUGUGAACGACGAGAAUGGCAAUAAGGACGCUCCUGGCUACUUGUUUCCCUCGGAUCACUACGGUGUAAGCAUGACGUUUGCAUUGAAGCCGUGA
Messenger RNA from Trypanosoma cruzi, 2769 nucleotides. Its product is annotated as RNA-editing complex protein MP100, putative. Lineage: Eukaryota; Euglenozoa; Kinetoplastea; Trypanosomatida; Trypanosomatidae. Bases 1 to 2769 code for a protein of 922 amino acids. Gene Ontology annotation, cellular component: PML body; cytoplasm. The transcript has a single exon. Gene Ontology annotation, biological process: double-strand break repair. The record is from RefSeq and is a predicted model, not a curated record. Gene Ontology annotation, molecular function: single-stranded DNA binding; 5'-tyrosyl-DNA phosphodiesterase activity.